AUGUCGGAUUGCCUUAAAAUAAUUGAUUCUGUUAAAGUAUGGACACCUAUUAUUCCUAAUUCUUAAUUAAUAAUUUUUCCAUUUUCUUUAAAACAAUCAAAAUGGGAAAUAAGUAUUUUUAUAUAACCAAACGAGGCUUUACUUGUUGUUGUAAUUGUAACUUUAGGUAUUUUAGCAAUUUUAGCUGUAAUUAUUGGAUGGCAUCAUUACAAAGAAGAAUAAGAUGAUAUAUAAACAUAAGCAUAAUUUUUUAAACUCUUUAGAUGA
This is a messenger RNA of Ichthyophthirius multifiliis, 267 nucleotides long. RefSeq lists its product as hypothetical. The transcript is spliced from 3 exons. Gene Ontology annotation, cellular component: plasma membrane. Lineage: Eukaryota; Ciliophora; Oligohymenophorea; Hymenostomatida. The record is from RefSeq and is a predicted model, not a curated record.